Racocetra persica is the source of this 260-nucleotide messenger RNA. The record is from the annotation of a GenBank genome assembly. Lineage: Eukaryota; Fungi; Glomeromycota; Glomeromycetes; Diversisporales; Gigasporaceae.
GAUUCAGUAGUGACUAUAUCCCAGCAAGAGAUGAAUGUGACUAUUGCGGCACACUUUUAAAUCUUCCAAGUUUGAACCCUAUAGAUGACAAGGACCUUGUAGAAGGUAAUUACAAAUCUAAACGUCGAAAAAAAUCAAAAAAUGCGGAAACUGAAAAUUUGUCUUUAGAAGAUAAUAUUCUUGCACAAUUAGAAAAAGAUAAAAGCGCAUUAAAUCGAGUAGAUGAAGCUUGUAAAAUAGCUAUAGAUAGAUUUUUAAAU